AUGUCUGACUUAAAUCAAGAGGAGGCGAAGCAAUUCGAAAUUGAGCGAGCCGAUAACUCCAUAAAUAAAUGUGAAAAAUGCAGAUAUUUACUCUUGAAAGGUGAUCUGAUGAUUAUUCAAUAUAAGGAAAAUUCUCGUGGCGAAGGUCUUGUCCGUGAUACCUGGUAUCAUGUAGGAUGCAUUUUCGAAGAACUUUCUAAACAGCCGUCCAUGACAAAGAGAAUUGUCAAUCCUGAAUAUGAUAUAAGAAAGUGGAAUCUGCUGUACGAUCGGGACAAAGAUUUCGUAAUGAAAAAAUUUGCCGAGUUUCACCCCGCUGAUUCAUUUAAAGCAACCAAACAAAAAGCAAAAUUGUCAAUGACCAAGGAAACUUAUAACAAAAAGUUGGCGAAUAAUGCAAUUGAUGAUGUCGGCACGUCUAGCAGCAAAAUAACAGAUAAUUACGAGAAGAAAGACAGUUAUAGUAGAGAGUUUAAAACUCUUGUGAAAAAGAAACCGACGCAGGAUAAUAUGUUUUCUGAAUUCCAACGAAUAUGCGACGAAAUUUCAAGUUGUAGUUCUUAUUUGGAAAAAACAGCUAUUGUGAAAAGAAUGUUUACUAAAGGCUCUGAAAAAGAUGGCUUUACGGGCGAUAUCGUUCUCUGGUGCAGACUACUUUUGCCUGGCACAGCUAAGAGAAUUUAUAAUCUACAAAGUAAAGCGCUAAUUAAGUUAUUUGCACGUAUACUUAACGAAGACGAAAAGUUAAUGAUUGAGGAUCUAGAAGAGGGUGACGUGGCACAAACGAUUAAAACUUUCUAUCAGAGAAACUCAACUAUAAAAUUCAACAUGAGGAGUGAACUUACAUUACAGGAGGUAGAUGAAUUUUUGGAGAAGCUGUCUACACUUACCAAGGAAGAGGAGCAGAUUUAUCACUUCAAAUCCAUCUUAAGGAGAUGCACGCCUGAUGACUUAAAAAUGAUUAUUCGACUAAUUAAACAUGACCUGAGAAUUAACGCGGGACCGAAACACAUAUUGGAAGCCAUUCACGAUGAUGCCUACGCGGCAUUCCAGGUAUCCAGAGACCUUCCAUUUAUUAUUCGACGAUGCCUCGAUAGAUCAUCGAAGGCGUCUGUAUUUUCUCUUGAGAAAGCGUCUACUUCGACUUCGCUUCCUGCCCCCUCGAAGCUUACGAAAUCACCGAAAAGUGGCAAAAUUGCGAGUGUUGCGCUGAUGACACCAGUCCUACCAAUGCUUGCAGAGGCUUGCAAGUCCGUAGAUAUGGCCAUGGAAAAAUGUCCACGCGGUAUGUUGUCUGAAGUUAAAUAUGACGGUGAAAGGGUGCAGAUUCAUAAAAUGGGCAAAGAAUUUUGUUACUUUAGUCGCUCUUUGAAACCAGUAUUGGCGCAUAAAGUUAAUUUUUUAAAAGAUUGUAUACCAAAAGCAUUUCCGGAAGGUGAUGAUUUAAUACUUGACGCGGAAAUACUUUUAAUAGAUACGACGAAUGGCCAGCCACUUCCCUUUGGAACAUUGGGUGUUCAUAAGAAGGCAAAAUUCAAAAAUGCCAGCGUUUGUUUAUUUGUUUUUGAUAUUAUUUAUUACAAUGGUAAAUCGCUAAUGGACAGACCAAUAAUAGAACGAAGAGAGUUAUUACAAAAGAAAAUGAUGCCUAUACCAAAUCGAAUAGUAUUAUCAGAAAUUCAAGAAAUAAAUGAUUCAAAAAUAUUAACUGAAAUGAUUCUAAAAACUUUUAAACUCCGUCUCGAAGGCUUAGUGUUGAAGAGCGUUGAUAGUAAAUAUGAACCCGGGAAGAGGCAUUGGUUGAAGAUAAAGAAGGAUUAUUUAUUCGAAGGGGCAAUGGCUGAUAGCGCAGAUCUCGUUGUUGUCGGUGCUUGGUACGGUACUGGACAUAAAGGUGGAAUAAUGUCAAUUUUUUUAAUGGGAUGCUACGAUCCUGAUCGUGAUAUAUGGUUAACAGUUACCAAGGUGCAUACAGGCCAUGAUGACGCAACAUUAACGGAAUUGCAAUAUUCCUUGGAUAUGGUAAAAAUCUCCAAAGAUCCCAAUUUACUGCCAAAAUGGCUCCGAGCAAACAAGCCUAUGAUACCUGAUUUCGUCGCACGCGAUCCUAAGAAUCAGCCAGUUUGGGAAAUUACAGGGGCCGAAUUUACCAAUCAAGGCGUACAUACUGCCGAUGGUAUAAGCAUAAGAUUUCCUCGCGUCACUCGAAUUCGCGAGGACAAAAAUUGGGAAACAGCAACAAACCUACACGAACUGAAAGAGUUGUUCAAUAAAAGUACAGAAUCAAUAGAUUAUUCGCUUCUACUCGGUUCUCAUCAGCAGAAAAGGCCCGCUGACGAUGACUGUAAUUUAGAAAUAAAAGCAAAAAAACAAAAGCAAUCGAGUUGUCAAGAAUCAUCGUCACCCGGGGAUGAAAAAGCAACAAAUAGCCGCACGAUAAACAUAAAUAAUUCCAACGAAGGUUUAAAAAUGGAAAUAGAUGAAAGAGAAGAACAUAAAGCAACUGUAAAAUUAAAAGGACGCGAUAAAAACACAAUGGUUAACAAAUCUCCAGGAAAAAUACUAACCAAAUUUCUCAAUAAGAAUAAAGUUUUAGAAGAAGAGGAAAAAGAACGUUCAAAGUCAAGUAAUGAUUCAGAGGAAGAAAAUAGAGCAAAAUUUUAUUCUUUUAUUGGCACCGACUAUAUCGAGUAUAGUGCAGCAGGUAGUCCGUUAAAUUGGAUCAAUGAUCGAAAGCCACCAAAGUAUUUACCAAAGGAUGCAAAACCUAUAAACGAGCCUGUUGAAAGUAAAAUGAAAUUACGAUGUUUACUCUCGAACGCGCGAGUUUAUAUUGCCAAUGAUUUGGAUCCUGAAAAGAGAAAAGCUGCCCGACGAACACUUAAGACACUUGGUGCAGCGAUUCUCUCGAGAGCUGAACAAAACGAAGCGACUCACGUUAUCCAUGGAUGCGCUAGUGUAGCCGCUACAAUCUUACUAGAGCCCACGGAUAUUCCAAAAUCAGCAAGACAUGUAACAGAAUCCUGGAUAUACGCCACAGCCGCAAAUUGCAAAGUUGAAAAUAUUAUGGAUCACGCUGUAACUUUAUCAGGUGCUUAUUGCUCCUGUCCAUGUCCUCAUCAUAAAGACUGAAAUUGCGUCUUUCCUAAAUCGAAAUAAUGGAAUGAAAUAUAAUAUUUGUUUAAUAAAUUAAUUAUGUCAACGGGUU
Molecule: messenger RNA, 3208 nt
Organism: Ceratosolen solmsi marchali
Lineage: Eukaryota; Metazoa; Arthropoda; Insecta; Hymenoptera; Agaonidae
Gene: DNAlig3
Product: DNA ligase 3
Exons: 19
Coding region: 1-3132 (1043 amino acids)
Biological process (GO): DNA recombination; double-strand break repair; lagging strand elongation
Cellular component (GO): DNA ligase III-XRCC1 complex; nucleus
Molecular function (GO): ATP binding; zinc ion binding; DNA ligase (ATP) activity
Source: RefSeq, a predicted model, not a curated record